Molecule: messenger RNA, 186 nt
Organism: Nezara viridula (southern green stink bug)
Lineage: Eukaryota; Metazoa; Arthropoda; Insecta; Hemiptera; Pentatomidae
Source: the annotation of a GenBank genome assembly
UCAAGGAAAGAAGGAUUUUCUUCGAUAAGAUAUACCAAACCGGGUUUGAAUACAUAUUAUAACUGGCAUAUAGCUACAAUAUGAUUUGUAUUUAUAGACAAUGCAAUUUUUAUCGAGAAAUAAUUGCGGUAAAAUAUAAGAAGCUGAGAGAAUAAUACGCGAACAAUUUAUGCAACAGAGAAACAU